Molecule: messenger RNA, 1980 nt
Organism: Leptinotarsa decemlineata (Colorado potato beetle)
Lineage: Eukaryota; Metazoa; Arthropoda; Insecta; Coleoptera; Chrysomelidae
Product: UDP-glucosyltransferase 2
Molecular function (GO): UDP-glycosyltransferase activity
Source: RefSeq, a predicted model, not a curated record
AUAUUCUUCUACAAACAAUAGAAAGUUCCUUUGGCUGAGUUCGUCAGAUAGAAUUUUUUGUCAGGCAAUUUAUUGAAAACGUUACUUUAUUCUGAACCUGAAAUUAUGAGAAUCUUUAAAAUAUGAGUAUGACAAAAAAUUAAGAAUAUUUCAUUCUUAUAAUCCUUAGUUCGAGUUUAUAUUCCGAAGGAAGAAUGUAUGUAAUACGUAGCAUAGUUGUGUGUUCAAUUUUGUCAGUUAUUCAUGGAGCCAGGAUUCUCGGUGUAUUUCCAUAUUGCGUCCACAGUCAUUUUUCACUUGGAUUCCGUUUGAUGAAAGAACUAGCAGACAAAGGACAUGAAGUGACAUUCAUCAAUUCUUUUCCUCAAAAAGUACCAAUCAGAAACUUGAGAGACAUUUCUGUGGAAGAAAUGAAGAAACCUGUGGCAGGGUAUAUAGCUAAGUUGAGAGCGUUCGGACAGUUCAGCCCCUGGAAACAACUAGAAUUCAUGCUGUCUUUGGGUAGAACGUAUACAGAGGUAGUAUUGAAGAACGAAAAUGUUCAGAAUCUUUUAAACUCGAACGAAACAUUCGAUUUGGUGAUUGUCGAACACUUUUGGAAUGAAGCUAUGGCCAUAUUUGCUCAUCGUUUCGAAUGUCCAUUAGUAUAUAUGGCUCCAGGACCAACUUCAGUUUUCAACAGUCAUCUGUUAGCAAAUCCUUCAUUCCCAUCAUAUAUACCUAAUUUCUUAACGGCCUACAGUUCGCGAAUGAAUUUCUGGGAGAGGUUGAGAAAUAGCUACCUCAAUUUAUUGUGUAUGUUAUUUGUAGAAUUUAGGCUGAUUCCAGAUCAGAGCGAUCUAUUGAAAACUACAUUUCCUAAUGCUCCUGACCUCAGAGCAAUAUUGUACAACGCAAGUUUGAUGUUGAUCAUGUCACAUGCCAGUAUUCAUGAUCCUGAACCUCUUCAACUGAAUGUUAAAAACAUAGGAGGACACCACAUUGGUCCUUUGGAACCUUUACCAGCAAAUAUUCAACAGUUUAUGGAUAACGCCACAGAAGGUGUGAUCGUUUUCUCUCUAGGGUCAAACCUGAAAGCAGCAGAUUUGGAUCCCGCCAAAAAAAUAGCAAUAUUGAGUGUCUUCUCCAAAAUCAAGCAGAAAGUUCUAUGGAAAUUUGAGACGGACCUUGACGAAAAAUCCAGUAAUGUUAUGAUCCAAAAGUGGCUACCUCAACAAGAAGUACUUUCACAUCCGAAUACGGUUGCAUUCAUAAGUCAUGGUGGCCUCUUGGGUUGUAUGGAAGCUGUUCAUUUUGGUGUACCUAUUCUUGGGCUUCCAGCAUAUUGGGACCAGAACAAGAAUAUUGAAGGAGCUGUAAGGAGCGGUAUAGCUGUCAAAAUGGAUGUACAAGAUCUAACGGAACAUACCUUUCGCAUCGCUUUAGAAGAGAUACUGAACAAUAAAAAAUAUAGCCGUAAUGCCAAAUUCCAAUCACAAAUAAUGCACGACCGACCAAUGAAACCUCUUGAUGAAGCAGUAUUUUGGUUAGAAUAUGUGAUUCGGUAUGCUGGAGCUCCACAUCUCAAAUCAGCAGCUCUAGAUCUGAAAUGGUAUCAGCUAUACCUGAUUGACAUCUUGAUAUUAGUUGGUUUGACUACCAUAGCUUUAUUUCUACUCGUCUUUUUCGUCAUCCGAUAUAUUUCUGACAAGAGCAGAAAAUAUAUCAGUGAGUCAAAGAAGAAUAAAUAGUUAAUUAGUUUUUUGUCGUCAAGAAACUUAUUUUCCUUCAACAGACAUCCACUAAGAAUUCACCUUCACAUAAUAAUGUCUAUGAAAACUAGGAAUCAUAGUGCUGCCUUCAAUAUUUCCUUCUUGGAGGUCUAAUAAUGACGUGAAAAAUAUUUUAAAAAAUCUAGAGGAAAUGAGUAGAUGAUACAUCAACAGCAGUAAAGUACGCAUCAUAAGGAUCCUCAAGCAUUAAUAGAUUUAAUAAAACUAU